UCGGGCGCGGCGGAGCACGAGGCGCGCGAGCCGGCCAAGGAGAAGGCGCCGCCCGCGCACCGCAGCCCGGCCGACGGCCUGGCGGGCGCCGCCGACCUGGGAGUGGACGGCGCGGGCAAGGGCCGCGCGCCCGGGGAGCAGGACUGGGCCGGCCGGCCCAAGACGGUGCGCGACACGCUGCUGGCGCUGCACCAGCACGGCCACGCGGGGCCCUUCGAGAGCAAGUUCAAGAAGGAGCCGGCCCUGACUGCAGUGGCAAGGACGGCGCGGAAAAGGAAGCCUUCUCCAGAGCCGGAGGGCGAGGCCGGCCCCCCCAAGAUGAACGGCGAGGCCCAGCCGUGGCUGUCCACCGCCGCCGAGGGCCUCAAGAUCCCCAUCACCCCCACGUCCUCCUUCGUGUCUCCGCCGCCCCCCACCGCCUCUCCUCAUUCCAACCGGACCACGCCGCCCGAGGCGGCCCAGAACGGCCAGUCCCCCAUGGCCGCCCUCAUCCUCGUGGCCGACAACGCCGGGGGCAGCCACGCCGCGAAGGACGCCGGCCAGGUUCACUCCACCGCGCGGAGGAACAGCAGCAGCCCGCCCUCCCCGUCCAUGAACCAAAGAAGGCUGGGUCCCCGGGACGCGGGGGGCCCAGCCGGCGCCGGGGGACUGGAGCCGGCGCACGCCGCCAGCCUCCCGGACUCCUCGCUGGCCGCCAGCGCCCCCCUGUGCUGCACGCUGUGCCACGAACGGCUGGAGGACACCCACUUCGUGCAGUGCCCGUCCGUGCCCUCGCACAAGUUCUGCUUCCCCUGCUCCAGACAGAGCAUCAAACAGCAGGGCGCCAGCGGGGAGGUGUAUUGCCCCAGCGGGGAGAAGUGCCCGCUCGUGGGCUCCAGCGUGCCCUGGGCCUUCAUGCAGGGCGAGAUCGCCACCAUCCUCGCCGGAGACGUGAAGGUGAAGAAGGAGAGGGAGUCCUGACUUCCGCGCCCAGAGGAGCCCUGGCCACCGUUACCGCAAACUUCCUGAACUGUAUAUAGACCUCCAUAUAUAUAUAUAUAUAUAUAUAUAUAUAAAAUAUAUAUAUCCAAGACAAGGGAAACGUAGACUUCAUAAACAUGGCUGUAUAAUUUUGAUUUUUUUGAAUACAUUGUGUUUCUAUUUUUUUUUCUUGACGACAAAAGGUAUGUACUUCAAAAGGCAUUUUCCUCCUCUGUUAACGUUAUUGGGCCGUCUGUGCUUGACUCCCGGUGACAGUUGCUGUUCUCUGUAGGCUGUGACUUGGCUGCUCUUUUUUUUUUUUUUUUUUUUUUUUUUUAAGAGCACUUGGCAAACAUGCUUCUAGCUGUAUUUGUAUGCACUUAUUUUAAGAAAAGACAAAGAAAAAAAAGCCAAAUACAUUUUUCCGACCUUGUUAGAUUGCCUUACUGUCUGUCAUUCCCCAUGGCUGGCCCUGUCAGGCUGGAGGCCAGUCUGGAGGAGAGGAGUGGAAGGGCAGGCUCUGAGGGACGUGCCCCUGGGAAGGCCGCCGCCCAGCGGGCCCUCGGGAGGGUGGGGACGUGGGGCUUUCAGCUCUCGCUGGUCAGAGGUGCUGCUGACAGGCGUGCGACACUGUUUGGGCUCUGCUUUGGUUCUGGUUUCAGUGGAGGGCAGGCGCAGCCGUGCUGAACGCCCGGGCUGUGCAGGCCCGGAGGGGUCGGGGCCAGCUCUGUUCUGUUCUGCUCUGUGUCGCUUGCCUGUCCUGUCCUUUCCGCCAUUGUCGUCACCGUACCUGCGCCCGGCUGUGCUGAGUGCUCACUGCCGGGUGUGCAAUGACAGUUCCAGCCCCGGGGCCGCCAGGAGCCCCGGGCGCAUGCGUGGUGGGGCCACCUCGGGUGGAGGAAGCCUGCAGGCUUGCCUCGUGUGUCCGAGAUGCUACGGGAGUGAAACCAGUUCUGGGGAAAAGGUGGACCCCGGGGGGCCUCUCUGUUAGCCAGCCGCCUCACACUGUUUUUGGAGGCUGGCCUUCUGUGAACCGAUUUCCCAGACCGCUGUUUGUGCAGGUGAAGUGAUGGUUUCUCUGAUGUAAACAACAGGUCAUUAGCUGUUAGCCUGGUGGACCCUCCGUGGCGCUGGUUUCUGUGGGCCUUUCCUCUGUGCUGUUUUGGUUUACCGUCAACGGAACACUGACGUGCAGUGUUUGUGAUUGGGCCUGUGGUUCUGUCAUGGCCUCCCCGUGUGCUGUAGUUUGUGUGUUGUUCACAGCCUGGCUUCUAUUUUGAUUUGGAGAUUUGGGUUAUCCCCAGCUUGGGAUCAUUUCGGGUUACCUGGCUUUGUUUUGGAGGUGGUUUCUUUAGUAGUCCAGUUACCAACCCUUGGACGCUGGCAACAGUGCACCAAACACAGCAUUUCUUGUCGUGUUUUCCCCAGUGGGCCUCGCCCUCCAGGUCCCUGUCCUCGUCAUUGUGGUGUUACAGACAGGCUUGCCCGAUAGACCGGGCCCUCCUUCCCGGGACUCCUAGCCCCCUGGUCUCCGAGGCAGAGGCACACAGAAAAAGCCAGUUUCACUUGCCCUGAAAGAGGAGGACACAGCUGUUGGUAGUGUGAAUGUGUCUCUGAGCACUUUAUUAUAAACUGGAAUUUGACCUCAUAGAAGUUACAACUAGAUUAGUCAUUUGACCUAGUUUGCUGUGGCCGUCUGUAAUCCCAACACAGAUAAGGUCUCCCAAAACAGGAAUGAAGAAGCAUGCUGCCGAAUGGGGGAAGUCGGUCCAGCUUUGGGAAAGGCCACCUGUGGUUGCUCUGAGCUGGAAGCAAAGGAGGCGAAAGGCCUGUUUUAGGGGGGGCUGUGCCUCGGCCCGGCCUGGUGGGCUUCGGAGGCCUGGUGGCCAGUGUUGUCCUGGAGGGGGUGGACAGGGUGGGGGGAGGCCUCCUGUGGCCUGCUCUGCAGCCGUUGGCACGGGGACCUGGGUUGAUCUUUUCUUGUCCUUGAUGACACUGGGGGUGUUGUCCACAGCUGGGGAGAAACGUCAGAUUCCCGGCACUGCCCCAGCGGUCGUUCUGAUGCUCAGCAUUAGGAGGGGUGUCAGUGGCCCCUCUUUUGCUUUAACCGUUUAUAGAAUUUAACAGCUCUAGUUAGUGUCUUUCACAUGGCCUCACUGAAGUUCCGAGAGCGUACUCAUGGUUUACAGCUUUUCUAUUUACCUUUCCCUGGCCACCAAGUAUUCUGAAAGUGUGCCACCUUUUAACCUUUGCCUUUUUUUUUUUUAAGUUGAAGGUGAUACUUUUUCUAUAUAUGAUGAAACUCAUGUCUACUGAAAUAAGUGUAAUCUUGGCUAUCAACGUUAUAUUUUAAAACCACACUAUGGAAAUAUCACCUGCAUUCUGUCAUUUGUCAGAUUUACAGUACUUUUUUUUCUUUUAGCAUUAAAUAAAAAUAAAAUUGGGAGCACUGAA
Psammomys obesus (fat sand rat) is the source of this 3414-nucleotide messenger RNA. It is a transcript of the gene Irf2bp2, whose product is annotated as interferon regulatory factor 2 binding protein 2. Lineage: Eukaryota; Metazoa; Chordata; Mammalia; Rodentia; Muridae. The record is from RefSeq and is a predicted model, not a curated record. The transcript is spliced from 2 exons. The annotation marks the transcript as partial. Gene Ontology annotation, biological process: regulation of transcription by RNA polymerase II. Gene Ontology annotation, cellular component: nucleus. Gene Ontology annotation, molecular function: transcription corepressor activity.